AUGGCUUCGUAUGACGCUGGGCAUGCUUUCGAGCACAAAACCGUACCACAAGCUAUCGUGGGAAAAGUUGUUCGGCUCAUCACGACUCCAAUCGGCCUUGUAAGCGAAGCCAUUCAAAACUCGAAGGACAAGAAGCGUGUGCCACAGAGUGACAAGGCCCAAGGGAAGGAUGCCAGCGGGGAUCAUCCGCCGACAUAUGUUGAAUUAUUGCCCGACCAGGCAGAUGAACUUGUAGCCAGUGGCCAAACAGUGCCAGCAGAAGGGGAGAAGCCAACCCACGAAUUAGUGCCUGAAAAUGAAGAUAAGCUUCGACCCGACGAUGAGGCGGAUUUGGACGAACAAGACUGGGCUCUAGAUGAGGUUGUUGCGUCUGACGACGAGAAUGACAACCUCACUGAGGGCGCGAUCCUCGCACCACCGUUAUAUACUAUGUCCGAGGGAAAGCUCACAUCGAGGAGAUUACCAUUCCCGGUGAUCCUCCCUCAACAACGGCCAGGCACCAAAACCCGAGGUUUCGUUAGGGCAUACGCGCCUGUCCUCUCAGAUAGCGGGAUUAACCAAGCCUCAUUCCUCAAGUUUCUGAAAGACCUCCACACAAACGCCCAGGCGUCACCGAUCUUCGAUUGCGUCAUGGUAGCAACAGCUCUGGUCGGUGCAUAUCCGGAUUUGAUUGUCGGAUUAGCCACCCAGAUCGUGCAAAUCGCCGUCAUGGCUGGUCAGGAAGCGCAAGAGAGAUGGCGAACAAACAAAUUUCUGGACCAGGCGAACAAGGAGUUGUUUGCGCCUCGGGGACUCUUCGCCAUGAUUGUGACCUUCAAGAAAGGCACAAGUGAUACGCCGCCUGUUUCUACCAUAACUGUUGACAUGAGCGCGACUGCUGUGGCUAAAUACGGCAAAGAUCUUGUACACAAUGAUGAGUCCGAAGAGUCACAAGGAAGGAACAACCGUACCGAGGAGUGGAAGGAGAAAUUGGAGAGGUUGCGUCUUUCCAGUGGGCAGACUACGGAAGAUGAGAUGCCGAUCAUGUGUGCACCACUGAUCUUCCCGCAACUAGAGACGGCUGCUGCCAUCAUUUCUAUCAAUGAUGGGAAGAACACGGAGAGUCAAAAUAGUAUGAUUUCGAAUAUCAAGAGCAAAGCAAAAGGAGCAAAUGCCUUUGUAGCCGACUACUUCGACCGUCGAGCUCAAGCGACCUACGUAAGUACCCUGGCUUAG
Messenger RNA from Phaeoacremonium minimum UCRPA7, 1215 nucleotides. Its product is annotated as putative fad binding domain protein. NCBI's taxonomy places the organism in Eukaryota, Fungi, Ascomycota, Sordariomycetes, Togniniales, Togniniaceae. The transcript has 2 exons. Bases 1 to 1215 code for a protein of 404 amino acids. The record is from RefSeq and is a predicted model, not a curated record.